AUGACCAACGCAAAGACAAACCCCACCAACCAAAAACGAAAGAUCAUCAUCUUCUCCGACUUCGACGGCACAAUCUGCAUGCAAGACACAGGCCAUGUCCUCGUCGACAACCACGGCUGCGGCGCCACCUACCGCGGCAAGCUGGAAGAGCAGAUCAAGUCCGGCGAGCGGUCGUUCCGCGAGGUUUCCGACGAGAUGUGGGGGUCGCUGAGCAUCCCGUUCGACGACGGCUUCGUCGUCAUGGACCAGACCAUCCAGAUGGACCCGCACUUCCGCGAGUUCCACCAGUACUGCGUCGCGAACGGGUUCCCGUUUAAUGUCAUCAGCGCGGGGCUGAAGCCUGUGUUGCGAAGGGUGUUGGAUACGUAUUUGGGGACGCAGGAGUCCUCCUCCAUCGACAUCAUUGCCAACGACCUCACCAUCCCAGCCAUCGGCUCCCAAUGGAAACCCAUCUGGCGCCACAACACCGACUCGGGCCUCGACAAGGCCCUGAGCGUCAACGAGGGCCGCGCCCAGGCCCAGGCCGAGUGCUCGCCCGACGAGAUCCCGCUGAUCGUGUUUAUCGGCGACGGCGUUUCGGACCUGGCGGCGGCGCGCGAGGCCGACGUGCUGUUUGCGCGCCGCGGUCUGCGCCUCGAGGAGUACUGUCACGAGCACGGGAUCGAGUGCACGCCCUUUAACACUUUCGCGGAUAUCAAGCGCGAUAUUGAGGCCAUUAGUCGCGAGGAUCAGUCCAAGACUGGGGGUGUGGGUAAGCCGGUGCGGUAUAACCCGCGGGCUAAUCUUUGGCGUCGGAUUUCGAGUCGUGAGGCUGUCCCCACCCUCAUGGCUGCUGCCACUCCCUCCCAGGAAGAGAAGAUGUUCCUCUGGCCCGAGACUUUCUCAGACUACAAGCCCAAAACCAUCCAGGAAGACGACGAGCCUGCGGCUGUGGCUUGA
Messenger RNA from Penicillium alfredii, 939 nucleotides. RefSeq lists its product as uncharacterized. The record is from RefSeq and is a predicted model, not a curated record. NCBI's taxonomy places the organism in Eukaryota, Fungi, Ascomycota, Eurotiomycetes, Eurotiales, Aspergillaceae. The transcript is spliced from 4 exons. Gene Ontology annotation, molecular function: phosphatase activity. The coding region runs from base 1 to 939 and encodes 312 amino acids.